AUGACUGGCAAGGAAUACCCCAGCUCCCCAGAGCAAUGGGAAAUAUUGGGCACUUCAUCAGGCGAGUUCAGGUGCAUUUCUAGAGAUUGUCCAGGGGCUGGUAACAAUAAUAGAGAACCAUCCAUAACCACAAGGGGCAGAACCUCUUCCAGCAAAAUGGUGCUGCCUCACCCAAAGGUGGUCUAGGAGACCGUUGGAGGACCACAAAGCUGCAAGUGGCUUUCCUGGGGCCUGCAGGGAACAGCUGGAGGACACUUGGAAGGGCACCCACACCGGGUCUCACAGGAGUCUGCACCUGCAGGUCAUUCUGGCAUUAGCCCCUCAUCCUCUGGAGUUCAUCUCAUCCAGGCGAAGACAGCUGGCUGGCCUCAGAGGAUGUCAAGCCUUGAGCAGUGCCUCCUCCCGAUUCAGCACGUCCCUGGUGCUGACUUUCUGCAUGUGUUCACUUUGAGGAUGCAUUUUGGGCCUGCAAGAAAUGUUAAGCUGGUUGAGGCUUUAUUAAAUUCAAAUUCAAGCUGUUAA
Symphalangus syndactylus (siamang) is the source of this 522-nucleotide messenger RNA. RefSeq lists its product as uncharacterized. NCBI's taxonomy places the organism in Eukaryota, Metazoa, Chordata, Mammalia, Primates, Hylobatidae. The record is from RefSeq and is a predicted model, not a curated record.